AUGGCCCGACUUGAGCAGAAUCAAAGCCUUUUUCUCGACAGCCUGCAGCUGCUGGAUAAGAGAAACGGCACCACCCCUGACUUUCUUCGCCGUCAGGCGCCAGUAUUUCCAUCGCUUGAGAGGAAGUUUUCGUGGUCACAGUCCACAGUACCGCCCAGUCCUCCUGAGGAGAUACAGAGCGAUGGCGAACCGCCCGUUGCGGCUCAGAAGAACCCGUACAUCUGCCAACGCUGUGGCUUCCAUAAUAGCAGUAACGGCGAGACGUUUAGCCAGCCUGCUCCCACUCCACCCUCCCCCAGUCCGCCUACUCGCACCCCGCCCACUCCCCCCAGCAUACCCAGCAUACCAUCCGCCUCAAUUCGAAGAAAAACUCUUCCCCAACCCGCCUUGGUGCCCCUAGAGCAUCCACCCCCUGCAUUUGCACCACCACCACUACCGCCGCCGCCUCCGCAGAAUUCAUACCCAAUGCGGCCCCAACUGAGGCAGUCGAGGUACUACGCCACUCUCCCCCAGCUCUUAGAGCCUCCUGAACUUCCCCAGAGUUCCCCUCCCCGGGGCUCCCUCUACAUGACGUCGCGGUCCAUGACCGACCUCCUACCUACCGCCCAAAGCAGCGGCGUAGCGACACCCUUUUCAGAUCGCUCAUCGCAAUACUUUCCGAGUGCACAACCGUCGCCGACGCGGACCCAGACGAUGACUUCGGAUAGCUACUACCAGGGGCCGUUUGGACGCAAGAAACUAGUGCGACGGCGCACAGACUUACGCACGGCGGCAGUGCCGGCACCAAGUAUAAAACGGAAUCCAACCAUGUUAGUGAGGGGGUUGACAAAUAUGUUCAAGGCACGGAAGGAUGCAGAGCAGUAUUCCGCGGAAUCCUAG
Molecule: messenger RNA, 879 nt
Organism: Ophidiomyces ophidiicola
Lineage: Eukaryota; Fungi; Ascomycota; Eurotiomycetes; Onygenales; Onygenaceae
Exons: 1
Coding region: 1-879 (292 amino acids)
Source: RefSeq, a predicted model, not a curated record